Messenger RNA from Penicillium pulvis, 1872 nucleotides. RefSeq names its product Zn(II)2Cys6 transcription factor. Bases 1 to 1872 code for a protein of 623 amino acids. The record is from RefSeq and is a predicted model, not a curated record. The transcript has 5 exons. NCBI's taxonomy places the organism in Eukaryota, Fungi, Ascomycota, Eurotiomycetes, Eurotiales, Aspergillaceae. Gene Ontology annotation, molecular function: DNA-binding transcription factor activity, RNA polymerase II-specific; zinc ion binding. Gene Ontology annotation, biological process: regulation of DNA-templated transcription.
AUGUGCUUCUGUCCUAUUCAUCCUCCCACCCACCGACUUGUGGAUGAAUGUCUCACUAAAGGUCAUGUUGUUGAAUGCACAGCCCAUGAGAACAACUACCACGAGCCCCGCGCAUUGUGUGUAAAAUGCGAAGCUGCGGCUUUCUUACCUCAGAAACGAGAGGGGGAUGAGGAGGAAGACGAGGAGGAAGACGAGGAGGAAGACGAGAAGGAAGACGAGAAAAAAGACGAGUUGGAGCAAUUCAUAGGGUAUUUAUUGCUGCUCCUAGUUGAAAUGGGCAUCAUGGUGCUUAUUGCUGCUGGAAUGGUGUAUCGAGGCAAACCAAGCGGCGCGUGCGAGCGUUGCCGGUCCAGGCGAUUGAAGUGUGACCAAGGUAUACCGUCCUGCGGCGCAUGUAUCAGGGCGAGGGUUGACUGUCCCGGGUAUCGAAACCGGCUGGAUUUGGGCUUCCGAGACCAAAAUGACGAGGUCAUCAGCCGGGCACAACGCUCCGCACAGAAAAAGCGGUCUGCCGCUUUAACGCCCGUCAGCGUGGAAGAAUCUGGAUCAGGCACUUUGAGCUUUUCGCCAAGAAAUAAUCUAGAGUUCCCGGCGCAGGACCUAGCAAAAGGCUAUUUCUUUUCCCACUACAUUACUGGUGGCCUCGAAGGAGGCCAUAUGUCAUAUCUCCUGCCUUUGAUUGCUGACCCCGGGAAUGUCGCGGUGAAUUCCGCUCUUAAUGCGGUCGGACUGGCAGCUUUAUCUAACAUCCGUCUAUCGCCCCAAAUGAUGUUGAAAGCCCGACGGGAGUAUACCAAUGCGCUUUCAGAGACCAAUCAGGCAUUGGCCAAUACCGCCUUGUCUAAGCGAGAUGACACACUGGCUGCGGUCGUCUUAUUGGGCAUGUUUGAGGUUCUCACUUGCUCUGAUGGCUCCUUCAUUGACCGGUGGAUGAAACAUAUGGAAGGCGCCACGAGAUUAAUAGAAUUCCGAGGUGUAGACCAAUUGGGUCGGCGGGAAGGUUUGGACUUGUUCACCCAGUUACGCGCACAAAUUCAUAUUGGAAAAAUCUACCAGGAAAGAUACAGCUCGCCGCUUCUAUUUCAGCUGUCUGAAAAUGCAAUGAGAUACCGAGACUCGAACGACCAUAUUGUUGAUGAACUGGGCCUCGAAGUUAUCCGUUUGAGUAAUUUUUGCGCUUCAAUGAAGGAUGGAAGUGUUACGGAUCCUGGCGAGAUCAUCCGUACUGCCUUGACCAUCGAUGCGAAUCUCACUUCGCUUUUCAUCAGUGUCCCUGCCGCAUGGAGCUACAGAACCGUCAAGGUUCCAGUUAUCAAUGGGGAGGCCAUUACCAAAGCUGUCUGGGGAGAUACUUAUCACAUCUAUGGGAGCCUUGCAUCAAGUAGCAUGUGGAAUAACUAUCGCUCGGCACGAAUUCUGGUACACGAACUGAUCAUCGACGCUGUGAAAACACUUGAAGCAUCCGCUUCGGAAGACACUGACCGUCGGCGGCAAAGUGCAUUGGAUAGUCAAAGCCGACUUAUUGCACACCAGCUUGUGGAAGAUAUAUGCGCCAGUGUUCCUUUCAAUCUCGGUGCGGGGACAGAAGUCAGUGAAGAAACCGACAUUGAAGGUCCCACCCCAUUCAGGGUAACAGGCGCAGGUGGAUUCAGCCUAAUGUGGCCGCUAUUGAUUGCCGGUAACUCCGGUCUGGCAUGCCAGGAGCUUCGCCAGUGGAUUAUUGACUGCUUGGAGAAGAUCGGUCAUUCUAUGGGCAUCAAUCAAGCAUUGGCAAUGGCACAUCUCCUGCGGCGAGGAAUGCGCUCCCGAGCAUGGAUAAUGGAAGAUGGUACGUCAAGCAGUAAUGGCUGCAUUGGAGUCAAAGGACAUUGA